Molecule: messenger RNA, 102 nt
Organism: Eimeria necatrix
Lineage: Eukaryota; Apicomplexa; Conoidasida; Eucoccidiorida; Eimeriidae
Exons: 1
Coding region: 1-102 (33 amino acids)
Source: RefSeq, a predicted model, not a curated record
AUGCGCCCUCGGGCUCGAAAAGAGCGGCCUGGGGCGAGUGGGCAGUGCGGCUGGGGUCUCUGCUUUCUUUUCUUUACACUUUUCUGCUGGCGAUGCUGCUGA